This is a messenger RNA of Poecilia reticulata (guppy), 1300 nucleotides long. Lineage: Eukaryota; Metazoa; Chordata; Actinopteri; Cyprinodontiformes; Poeciliidae. The record is from RefSeq and is a predicted model, not a curated record.
UCCUUUUUUAUUAUAAUGACCAGUUCUGAUCAACUAAAGAGAGGUUUCCUAAACCGUCUGUGUGUGGCAGAUAGCCGUGCUCUGGCUGUAGGAGGAAUGGCCGCUGACCUGCUCCCUCGCAGCGUCCUGCAGCAGUACGACCUCAGGAAGGACGUCUGGGCGCUACUUCCUCCCAUGCCGACUCCUCGCUACGACGCCAACUGCCACCUGCUGGGCAGCAAACUUUAUGUUGCAGGUGGUCGCCAGUGUAAGCGGCCAGUGAAAGCUUUUGAGGUGUACGACACAGAAGCACGCUCCUGGACCUCGCUGCCUGUUCUGCCAUGUAAGCGCACCUACGGGGGUGUGGUAUGGGACUCUGCUGGGAGGCUGUGUCUGCUGGGAGGAUUACGGCAAGGCGGAGGACACCAGAGCUCCAAGUUCACCAAGAACGUCAAUAUUUUUGAUACCAAUCAAGGCGCCUGGCUGAAGUCCGAGGAGACGGUGGCGUUGAAAACUAAGAGAGCAGACUUUGCUGCCGCCUUCUUGCGCGGCAGGAUGGUGGUUGCAGGUGGACUCGGUCACGAACCCUCGGCGUUGGACACGGUGGAGGCGUUUAACCCUCAGAAAAAGAAGUGGGAACGUUUGGGUCCCAUGAACUUCCCCAGAUGCUCCGCCUCUUCCAUUGUCAUCAGAGAUCGCCUCCUGGUGGUGGGAGGAGUUAACCAGGUUAAAAACUACUCCACACGCUACUCUCCGUCGUGUGUUCCUAGCUCAGCCCAUGAGAUCCUCUACGUCAAAGAAGAAGAGUAUCUGUAGCGCGGUGCGACCGACGGCAGGUGACUGCUGCGGAUUCCGCCUCUUUCCUCAAUCAGACUCCACAGCACAGAAAGCAGCAUGCGAUGUAACAGGUAACACUGCCCCCUGCUGGAAGUAGCUGAGCAACGCGUCUGCGCGCGCAUAAUGGAGCGCCUGACUCCAUCUUUGGAUGGAGAUUUAGUUCCUGUAAAGGUGGAAUUCUUCUGGAAGUUUCUGUUUCCCCUCCUCCCCCCCCCCAUGCCUGGUCUUGUAGACGAACCAAUAUGGGAGAUCUGUUUUACUGCUGAUAUGUAUUUCAUCUUGUGUCUUCGUUCUUUACUUUAUGUGAUUUAGGAACUAUAGAUAAGGUGGAUUUUACAAAACAUUUGAUCUUAGUGAGAUGAUGUGACAACGAUAUUUGUAGAUUAUUUAAUCAUACAGAUAAUACAGGGUUUUUUGUUUGUUUGCUUGUUUGUUUAAGUAACUUCCAGGUACUGUUAAAGGGGCAGUAUAAUGUAAAAUCGAC